Labrus bergylta (ballan wrasse) is the source of this 1846-nucleotide messenger RNA. Its product is annotated as zona pellucida sperm-binding protein 3. NCBI's taxonomy places the organism in Eukaryota, Metazoa, Chordata, Actinopteri, Labriformes, Labridae. The record is from RefSeq and is a predicted model, not a curated record.
AGUCAUUAGGAGUGGGUGUGGCCUAAAGCAGGUUCUCCUAACUUGGUUUUGAUGAGAAGGCAAACAGCAGCAGCUCUCUGCAAACCCCGCAGAACUCUGGUUUUUGUUUGAAAAGUUGCAAUGGGGUUCAGAGGGGUGGUGUUUGUGCUUCUCCUGUCUGGCGCCACUUCUCAGAACUCCUUUAUCUCAAGCACAAAGGAGACCCUGAACCCACAAGCACAAGAGACAACAAGCUCACAGCUGCCCAGAUCUCUGCAGAAGACAGGUCAUCAGUCAAACCGGACAGAGCACAGCGGCUCGGGUCGUUCUCCCGUCAACUACCGGCUCAAGGUCUACCAGAUCUGGAACCCGGCUGUGAGAAAACUAAAACCGGUGCAGGAUUCCGUGGGGCAAAUAUUUCAAGACCCGCUGAUAUCGGAGGCCAGAGGGCUGACCUCGGAGCAGCUGGAGAACGUCCAAGUUCAGGAGUUGUUGACGCUGAUUCAAGGCCCCGAUCUGAACCCGCCCAUCAAGCAGGAUACACAGUUGCAGGUGAAGUUUGAAAAGCGGGUUCCUGUGCCUGCGGGCAGUGUGGCAGCGCGGUGUGGUGAAGGAAAGGUCACCUUAGAGGUCAAACAGAACUUCCUAGGUAAUGGUCAGCUGAUCCGUCCGAGUGAUCUGACUCUAGGAGGCUGUGCUGCAGUGAACACCGCUGGCCACAUCCUGCAGUUUCAGGCGGAGUUGCACAGCUGUGGGAGCAAGCUGAUGAUGACUGACGACGCCCUCAUCUACUCCUUUUCUCUGCUGUACGCCCCCAAACCAAUCGGCAACACCUUCAUUUUAAAGACGAAUCAUGCGGAGGUGGUGAUUCAAUGUCACUAUAAAAGGAGGCAUUACGUGAGCAGCGCCGCCCUGAGGCCUACGUGGACGACGUUCGCCUCCGAAGUGAUGGCCGAGCAGCAGCUGCACUUCUCCCUGCGCCUCAUGACAGAGGACUGGCAGGCGCAGAGGUCCUCCAGUGUUCACUUCCUUGACGUAAUGCACAUCCAGGCGGCCGUCCUGCGGGGUCACCACGUGCCGCUGAGGGUCUACGCGGACAGCUGCGUCGCCACCGUGACGCCCGACCCCGACUCUCAGCCCAGAUACCCGUUCAUCAGCAACCACGGGUGUUUCGGUGAUGCUAAGCUGGCAGAAGCCAAGUCUUACUUCAUGCAGCAGAGCCAGGAGGAUAAACUUCACUUCCAGCUGAAAGCCUUCAGGUUCCACCGAGAUCAGAGGAAUUCACUCUACAUCACCUGUCACCUGAAAGCAACGACCAUCUCUGUUCCUGUAAACUUGCAGCACAAAGCCUGUUCCUUCCUCACCGAAGCUCAACGAUGGGUGGCAUCAAGUGGAGACAAUAAGGUGUGUGACUGCUGUGAGAGCAGCUGCAGCCAGCAGAGACGGAGGAGGAGUCCUGUAGCAGCUGCUGAGCUGGAGUGGGAGUGGGAGGGGAUGGCUGCUCCGGGCCCCGUCUUCCUGCAGGAGAACACCCUGCAGGUGGAGCUGACUGAGAUGCAUCAAGAAAAGGCUCCUCUGCAAGAACUCUUGAAGCCCCUCCUCCUCCUCCUCCUCCUCCUCUCUGGUGCUGCUGUGUGGAGUGGGUGCGGCGCUGGCUGUGGUGCUGCUGGUGUUCAUGGGUGCUGUCAUUUGCAGCAGGCUCCACCAACCCACCGAGCACGCCGUUUGCACCUGAUCGACGACAAUAAGAGACUUCUAACAAUCAUUUCUUAUAUUCUUUUUUUUGAGCAGAGACUAAUGACCACAACAAAAUAAAGUUCUCAGGUGUGUUUUUCUAACAUAAAAACUCUGGCCUUUCCCCUCAAGA